UUCCGUUUGUCUCCAGCAGGGAGCUUGAGCUACACAUUCAGUCUGUGUCUUACUUAAGGUUAGUGGGAAAGGUUUUCAUCAUGUCGUCUGUUGCUGAUGUGCCAGUGUCUCAUUAGGAAGUGGGGUCUUAUGGGAACUCAUGAAGAGAGCUCUUAAGGUCUGCACUGCUUCACCACGAACAUGGAGAAGAUGUCACGGGUCACCACUGCUCUUGGCAGCAGCAGUGCCAUCAGCGGGUGCACUAUGUUCUGCCACUUGGAUGCGCCCGCCAACGCCAUCAGUGUAUGCCGUGAUGCCACACAGGUGGUGGUGGCUGGCCGCAACAUCUUCAAGAUUUACACACUGGAGGAGGAGCAGUUUGUGGAGAAAUUAAAUCUCCGUGUUGGACGUAAGACUUCGCUGAACUUCAGCUGUGCAGAUGUGAUGUGGCACCAGAUGGAGGAGAACCUGCUGGCUACAGCAGCCACCAAUGGGGCAGUGGUCACUUGGAACCUGGGAAAGGCGUCUCAUAACAAGCAGGACCAGCUGUUUACUGAGCACAAACGCACUGUCAACAAGGUCUGCUUCCAUCCAACGGAGGUCUACAUGCUGCUGAGCGGCUCACAGGAUGGCUUCAUGAAGUGCUUUGACUUACGCAAAAAGGAAUCCGUCAGCACGUUUUCAGGUCAGUCAGAGAGCGUGAGGGACGUUCAGUUUAGUAUGAAGGAUUAUUUCACGUUUGCUGCAUCAUUCGAGAACGGCAAUGUCCAGCUGUGGGACAUCAGACGCCCUGACCGCUAUGAGCGGAUGUUCACUGCUCACACUGGUCCUGUGUUCUGCUGUGACUGGCACCCCGAUGACAGGGGCUGGCUAGCCACUGGUGGCAGGGACAAGAUGGUGAAGGUUUGGGACAUGACAACAAACCGGGCUAAGGAGAUCUACUGCGUCCAAACAAUUGCCUCAGUGGCAAGAGUUAAGUGGCGGCCCGAGAAGAAGUUUCAUUUGGCCACCUGUUCCAUGAUGGUUGACCAUAACAUUUACAUUUGGGACAUCCGCAGACCUUUCAUUCCCUUCGCCACUUUUGAGGAACACAAGGAUGUGACCACUGGCAUCGUGUGGCGUCACCAGCACGACACUCGUUUUCUGCUGUCUGGCUCCAAGGACAGCACGCUCUACCAGCAUAUGUUCAAGGAUGCCACACGUCCGGUGGACAAGGCCAACCCCGAGGGUCUGUGCUUCGGCCUGUUUGGUGACUUGGCCUUUGCAGCUAAAGAGAGUCUGAUCAGCAGUGACGCCAACAGAAAGCCGUACCCUGGGGGUGAUCGACGCUACCCCAUCUUUUUUUUCAAGAAGCCUGACCCGACAGAACAAUUUGCCCACGUGUCCAGUGCUCUCAGCGUCUUUGAGACAGACUUGGAGAGUAGCCGCAUGGACUGGUUUGUCAAGACGGCACAACUCUACCUCCUCAGUGGGAAGCCAUUUAGUGAGCUUUGCGAUCACAACGCCAAGGUGGCCCAGGAGCUUAAAAGGCCUCAGGUCUCAACCACAUGGACCAUGUUGAAAAUCAUGUUUUCUGACCCAGCGAACCUCACAGCGCAUGGUCCCAACCACAACCUCAGUAAACUUGGCACUUUGCCUUUAAUGAACAGUUUCAAUAUGAAGGAAAUGAGCUCAGAUAGUAGAUUGGACAACAGGCAGGACAACCUCCACCUGGAGCCUGGGAACGCCCACCUCAACAAUAAUAAUGAAGAAAACGAGGAGACCGAGGGCAGCGAGGGCCAGGCUGAGUAUAUGUUUGGUGAUGCUGAGUUGGAUGACGAUGAACUCUAUUCUGUGGAACAUGACAAUCAGACAGAGGAGCACGAGUACACAUUGCCUCAGGAGGCCUUCCAGCUGCGCCACGAGAUCGUGGACAACCCGUCUGCUCCUGAGCACCUUCAAGACAAGGUCGACUCACCGCACAUCAGUGGCAACGAGGCAGAAGUCAUGUGUCUGACGCCCAUCGAGUCAACCUCACUCAUCUCCAUUUCGCAGUCACUUUUCAGCCCCCAUUUACCCGCCAGCUUCUUUUGCCCCAUCGUGCGGGAAAUGCUGAGUUACUACGCCGAGCAAGGCGAUGUACAGAUGGCCAUUUCGGUGCUGAUUGUCUUAGGGGACCGAAUCCGCAAAGAAAUCGAUGAUCUCACUCAGGAGCACUGGUACAUGUCCUACAUAGACCUGCUGCAGCGAUUCAAGUUGUGGAAUGUGUCCAAUGAGGUCAUCAAGCUGAGUACCUGCAGUGCUAUCACCUGUCUAAACCAGACAUCCACCACACUGCACAUCAACUGUAGCAACUGCAAACGGCCAAUGAGCAACAAGGGCUGGAUUUGUGACAGAUGUCGCCAGUGUGCCAGUGUGUGUGCCGUGUGCCACCAUGUGGUGAAGGGGCUGUUUGUGUGGUGUCAGGGCUGCAGCCACGGUGGACAUCUGGAGCACGUAAUGAACUGGCUCAAGAGCAACGUGCACUGCCCGGCCGGCUGCGGCCACCUGUGUGAGUACACCUGAGCCGCGUGCGGCUGACGUUCACUGGGUCUCUGCCAGGGCAAGAAACGAUCUCCCCUCCGGCUUAGUUCAUCACAAACACACUCCACAGGCUGAGCAGACAUCGCUGUCCGUCCACCUGCAUGAGUCGCGAACCAAAGAGGGCUGUUACAAAAGUGUGAUUAAAGAUUUCAUCCACAAGCUCAGAAGGACAGUCCAGCAGACGUUCAUGAAACUACCUUUUUGGAUUUUAAUCAGCUGUGAUUUUUGGACAUGCACAGAUGUUUUGAAACAAGUAAAGAAUUCAAUAUUUUGUUAACUCUGACUUGCAUUUUACAUUGUUUUACAUCCAGAAACUUUGCACAUGAAUCUCUUCUCCUCAUACCUGGAUUGUUUAUAUCCGCUGAUAGAAACAUUUUGAAGGACUGUAGCUGUGAAGUAACUUCAUCACACUGUUAAGGGCAAUACUUCAA
Molecule: messenger RNA, 2972 nt
Organism: Thalassophryne amazonica
Lineage: Eukaryota; Metazoa; Chordata; Actinopteri; Batrachoidiformes; Batrachoididae
Gene: wdr24
Product: WD repeat domain 24
Exons: 11
Coding region: 181-2523 (780 amino acids)
Biological process (GO): positive regulation of TOR signaling
Molecular function (GO): protein binding
Source: RefSeq, a predicted model, not a curated record